CGGUGGCGAUGGACGUGGAGAGGUCGUCGCUGUGCAAUUGCGUGGUGAACUUCCUUCUAGAAGAGAACUACUUGUUGACGGCAUUCGAGCUUCUCCACGAGCUCCUCGACGAUGGCCGAGACGAUCAGGCCAUUCGCCUCAAGGAGUUCUUCUCAAAUCCUUCUCAAUUCCCUCCCGAUCAGAUCUCUCGCUUCAACUCUCUCCGAGUUGCUGACCCACAGAGUUUGCUAGAGGAGAAAGAAGGACUAGAGGAAAAAUUAGCACUCAGUGAGUAUGAGCUCCGCUUAGCACAAGAAGACAUCUUGAAACUUAGGACCGAGUUACAGAAGAAAAAUGAAUCCCCUAUCAAUGACUUAAGAGGGGAACCUGUAGAUGUCUCCAUAAAUUGCGGUCCAGAAUUUAUGCGGCAGAAGAGAGAUGCUCCCUUUUCUGAUUUAGGCCCGUUGAAGGAGAAUGAACGUCAGGAUCUUAACUGUGCUGUGAAAGAAUAUUUACUUAUAGCAGGUUACCGGCUAACUGCAAUGACAUUUUAUGAAGAGGUAGCAGAUCAGGACUUAGAUGUUUGGAAGAAUAUACCUGCAUGUGUACCAGAUGCCUUGCGCCAUUAUUAUUAUCAAUAUCUUGCAUCCACUUCAGAGGCUGCUGAGGAGAAAAUUGCUAUGCUUCAAGAAAAGGAGUCCUUACAGAAGGAAAAUGAGAGGUUGAAUCAUGAAAAAUCACGCUUGCUGAAAAACAAAGAUUUAGCUGAUGGUCAAAUAAGUGCGUUAACUAAAGCUUUAGAAGCUCAUCAGAAGGACCUUAAAGACAAAGAGAACUUGGUUCAAAAUCUCAAGCAGUCCUUGGAGCUCCAGAGAAAGGAUCUCAAUGAUUGCAGAUCUGAAAUCACUGCACUGAAGAUGCAAAUUGAAGGGUUUCAGUCUGGACGACUUUUAACAGCUACUGAUGCUGAUCCUCCCCAAUCUGAUUCCAUAGAAAGGUACAAGGAAGAGAUCAAAUCCCUGCAGAUGGAAAUAGAAGCCUUAAAAUUGAGGAAUGCAAAUGCUCCAGAUUCUUUGGUUUCCAUAUCUUCUGAUAAAGAGUAUGCUCAAGCAUCGGAAAAAAUAGUUGAGAUACAUGAAGAUAAAACUUCAACUGCUCCUCCAGUUGGUACAGCUCCGAGAGUUACAGAUGGCGAAGAUGCUCAAUCCCUGAUUACCCAAAUUUCUGAUGAUAGCAAAGAUAAAUCUGAGGAACUUCCACAAGGGGCACCAGUGAAUCCUUCUAAUGACACUUGUUCCUUGGAGAACAGUGGGAAUGUCUCCAAACUUAAUGGCGAACUGCCAUCAGAAGAUGGCAAGCUACUUCUAAAGUCGGACAAUCUCAGUGUUGAAGCUGCUUCUGAGACAACGGGUCCAGGGACCAUUCAGAUUCUAGCUGCGGCCUUGCCAAAGAUUGUUCCUUACGUCCUGAUCAAUCAUCGGGAGGAGCUUCUUCCCCUGAUCAUGUGUGCAAUUGAGCGCCAUCCGGAGAGCAGCACCCGGGAUUCUUUGACCCACACAUUAUUUAACCUAAUAAAACGUCCGGAUGAGCAACAAAGACGAAUAAUUAUGGAUGCAUGUGUUAGCCUUGCUAAGAAUGUAGGGGAGAUGAGAACAGAAACAGAGCUGCUGCCCCAAUGUUGGGAACAAAUAAAUCACAUGUAUGAGGAGCGUCGGUUGCUGGUUGCUCAGUCAUGUGGACAGCUUGCAGAAUUUGUUCGACCAGAAAUCCGUGAUUCUCUUAUUUUAUCUAUUAUUCAACAACUAAUUGAAGAUUCUGCAACCGUUGUUCGUGAGGCUGCUGCAUGUAAUCUUGCUAUGCUGCUGCCGCUCUUUCCAAAUAUGGACAAAUAUUUCAAGGUUGAGGAGUUGAUGUUCCAAUUGGUCUGUGAUCCCUCUGGAGCUGUGGUGGAUACUACACUCAAACAAUUAGUUCCUGCGGUAGUUAAGUGGGGAAACCAAUUAGAGCAUGUUUUAAUGGUACUUCUCUCACACGUGUUGAGCUCUGUUCAGCACUGCCCACCCCUAUCAGGGGUUGAAGGAUCUGUGGAGUCGUAUCUUCAUGUUUUAGGCGAAAGAGAACGUUGGAAUGUUGAUGUUUUACUUAGACUGCUGGCAGGAUUGCUUCCUUCUGUGCAUGAGAAAGCAAUUGAAACAUGCCCUUUUCCUUCCAUUCCUGAAACAAGUGCAACUAAAUUUUCUACCCCAUUGCUUGAAUUGUAUGCAGGGGGACAUGUACAAUGGCCUGCAUUUGAGUGGAUGCAUGUAAAUUGCUUACCCAAUUUGAUACAGUUUUCCUGCUUGUUACCUCCUAAAGAAGAUAAUUUGCGAAAUCGAACUGCUAAGAUCUUGUUGGCUAUAUCAGAACUUUUUGGGGAUCCUUAUUCGACACAUGUUAUGCUGCCUGUGUUCUUAUUGGCUGUUGGUGAUGAUGGUGAUUUGACAUUUUUCCCAUCUGCGGUCCAGUCUAAAAUCAGAGGUUUGACUCCAAGGACGGCUGUAGCCAAAAGACUGGCCACCAUGUGUGUCCUACCUCUUCUCUUGGCAGGUGUCCUUGGAGCUCCAAAUAAGCGUGAAAACUUAGCAGCAUACUUGAAAAGUCUGUUAGUUCAAGGUGCUGCGAAGGAACCUCAGUCAACAAAGUGCUCUGCUGAGAUCGUUGACGCUGUCCGCUUCCUUUGCACAUUUGAAGAACAUCACACUAUAAUAUUUGAUAUCCUAUGGGAAAUGGUUGUAAGCUCCAAUGUAAAUAUGAAGAUCAGUGCUGCCAGUCUGUUGAAAGUCAUUGUUCCCUAUGUAGAUGCAAAAGUUGCAUCCACACGCAUUUUGCCUGCCCUAGUUACUCUGGGCUCUGACCCAAACCUUAAUGUAAAAUAUGCAAGCAUAGACGCCUUUGGACCUGUUGCCCAGCAUUUUAAAAUUGACGUGAUUGUUGAUAAGAUAUGUGUUCAAAUGGAUGCUUUUCUUGAAGAUGGAUCCCAUGAAGCUACCAUCGCUGUAGUUCGAGCUUUGUUGAUAGCUGUUCCUCAUACAACGGAUAGACUUAGAGAUUAUCUUUUGUCUAAGAUUUUCCAAUUUACUGCUACUCCAAUUACUGCUAGUAAUCUGAUGCGACAGCGUGAAAGAGCCAAUGCAUUUUGUGAAGCAAUACGUGCUCUAGAUGCUACAGAUCUCUCAGCAGCUAGUGUCCGGGACUUCCUUCUACCUGCCAUACAGAAUCUGUUGAAGGACUCGGAAGCUUUGGAUCCAGCACACAAGGAAGCCCUUGAAAUUAUAAUGAAGGAGAGAUCUGGUGGAACCUUCGAAACCAUCAGUAAGGUUAUGGGUGCUCAUAUUGGGAUUGCAUCAUCUAUGACCAGUUUCUUUGGCGAAGGUGGGCUCUUAGGCAAGAAAGAAAGUGCAGAGCAACCGUCAGGGACGGACGAAUCCCCAAAGCCCGUUCCACCUUUACCGGCAGAGGAUACCAGAUUCAGGAGAAUCAUGAGAGGCAAUUUUACAGACAUGCUACGAGGCAAAGUAAAGGACCCAGAGGAAACUCAGAACCAGUGAAGUUUGAGUUCCAGCCGAUAGUAGCACGGCUAGAGUACGCUUCUCAUCCGUUUCUUCAUGCGUGAAUAUCAUUCUUGUUUACCAUGUUUGAGGUUGUCAUCCACUAACGGUAUGCCAUUUUUUCAUUUUUUUUUCUUUGUUUUUAGUUUUUGUAUGGGAUAGGGA
This is a messenger RNA of Morus notabilis, 3731 nucleotides long. RefSeq names its product lisH domain and HEAT repeat-containing protein KIAA1468 homolog. The transcript has 20 exons. Gene Ontology annotation, biological process: intracellular cholesterol transport. The record is from RefSeq and is a predicted model, not a curated record. NCBI's taxonomy places the organism in Eukaryota, Viridiplantae, Streptophyta, Magnoliopsida, Rosales, Moraceae. The coding region runs from base 9 to 3566 and encodes 1185 amino acids. Gene Ontology annotation, cellular component: trans-Golgi network; recycling endosome. Gene Ontology annotation, molecular function: protein binding.